Molecule: messenger RNA, 645 nt
Organism: Populus nigra (black poplar)
Lineage: Eukaryota; Viridiplantae; Streptophyta; Magnoliopsida; Malpighiales; Salicaceae
Product: transcriptional regulator SUPERMAN-like
Exons: 1
Coding region: 1-645 (214 amino acids)
Source: RefSeq, a predicted model, not a curated record
AUGGAGAGGAACAGUUUGAGUAGCAACGUGAAUGGCCAUAGUAAUAUUGGAAGUAGAGCGUGCAACAACAAUGACAAGAAGAAGAAGCUUAGAGAUUCAUGGAACUUUAGCAGCUGCCAAAGCAAUGGACAUGAUUAUCUUGGUGGGCUUUCUUGGCCUCCAAGAUCGUACACGUGUAGCUUCUGCAAAAGGGAAUUUAAAUCUGCUCAAGCUCUCGGAGGUCACAUGAAUGUUCAUAGGAGAGACAGAGCCAGGUUGAGACUGUCACCUCCAAGGGAUGAACAGUGUCCUAUUCUGACCCUUAACCUGAACCCUAACCCUAGUUUCUGUACUCCAUUCAAUCGCACAAUACCAUCCUUGGUUUCUCCUCCUCUUACUGAACUAUCUACCCCAUCUUUAGCUUCCGAAGUCAAGAAAUGGACCGUUGGUGGUAACCCUCUCGACCCUUCAAGCCCCAACCUUUCUGAUUUAACAACAAACGUGAGCAGAAAAUCCUUCUUUGAAAACUUCGAUGGUUUCACAAGACAAGAUGGAUUCAAGAUCUGGAAUAAGGGUGAGAUUGUGAGGUUAGAUUUGGAUAUUGGUCUUGUCAGUGACUCCAAGGAUGAUUUGGAUUUGGAACUUCGACUGGGAUCUCUUAAUUAG